AGGUUAAUGCUUCUACUGUGUCGCCCAAUGCUGCCCCCACCCACGCACUUUGACAGUCUGACCACCCUCUGUCACUCUCGCCGGCUCCGAACUGAAAACAUCAACAAAAAUACAUAAGACUUAUGUAUCACUUAGUGAUCGCCAGAAAAGAAGUUGCUCCGGUGAUAUAAUUAAUUGUACGUGAAUAUUGUGACUUUUAUAGGUACUAAUAUGUACAAUCGAUUAUGUACUGUUAAUCAACGGUUAACUCAAGCAAUCCUAUUCAUACGACACGCUUCAAAUGCAGCUAAAGAUUCCACCUUAGCCCAGAACUAUUGCAUGAAUCUGGUCAGGCAAUACGACAAGGAGAACUUCCUGUGCACAUUGUUGCUGAAAAAUCCCGAACGGCGGAGCGCUUUGGCCAUCCGGGCGUUCAAUGUGGAAAUCGCGCGCAUUACCGGAACCGUGUCCGAUGAUAAAAUCGGCCAAAUGAGGCUGAAGUUCUGGGAGGACACCAUCGACAAGCUGUUCAAGAAUGAUCUGAAGCACGUUCCGGAGCAGCCGGUUAUCCAGGAGCUAAAGAACGUAAUUGAUGGCCAAAACAAGCUAACGAAACGGUACUUCCAGCGAUUGAUUUCCGCUCGGUUGAAUGCCAAUUUACGAUUUGUGACCACGAAGCAGAUGGAGGAAUAUGCGGAGAACUCCGUUUGCAGUGUGCUUUAUUUGCUGUUGGAGGCACACGGAGUGCGAAAUGUCCACGCGGACCAUGCGGCUUCCCAUCUGGGUAAAGCGCAAGGAAUAGUCAACCUGUUGCGUUCGAUUCCCUACCAGGAGCGGAGGAACGUGGUUCCGGUGCCGCAGGAAGUGCUCAUGCAGCACGGAGUCAGCCAGGAACGGGUGCUGCGGAAUCGCAAAGAGGACAAAGGAGUGGAAGAGGUGAUCUUCCAGCUGGCAGGACUGGCUCAUCAGCAUCUGGAGAAGGCGCGGAAAUUGGCUGCAUCGAUACCCAAGCAAGCGAAGCCGGUUCUUUUGCCCGGGGUGGCCACUGGGCGGUAUCUGGAGCGACUGAGGAAGGCCAAUUUUCACAUAACGGAUUCGCGAUUAUUACAAAAAGACGCGAUGCUUCCACUUGUUAUAUACUGGAAUCACUUUCGAGGAAAGUUCUAGUCAGGUAUGUUUGAAAAAUUACAUUAUUAGGAAUUGUUA
Molecule: messenger RNA, 1185 nt
Organism: Aedes aegypti (yellow fever mosquito)
Lineage: Eukaryota; Metazoa; Arthropoda; Insecta; Diptera; Culicidae
Gene: sicily
Product: NADH dehydrogenase (ubiquinone) complex I, assembly factor 6 homolog
Exons: 2
Coding region: 211-1146 (311 amino acids)
Biological process (GO): biosynthetic process; mitochondrial respiratory chain complex I assembly
Cellular component (GO): mitochondrion
Source: RefSeq, a predicted model, not a curated record